CAACAAGUAUUGAAGGGCAGUACUCAGUGGCUCUUAUUGUUGCUGUUUAAAGCAACUUUGCUUCAAGUAGUCAAGAUGACAAUGGUUGUGUAACAAACAGCAGAUCUUUAGAAAGCUGUGGUGCAGAUGGCAAACAGCCGUUAUCAGGAUUUUCCUGAAAUGGUGUUCCUUGUCUUGCCUUUAGUUUGCUUUUGCUGCGACUUGUGACCCCACACAACUGUUGCAAAGACUUUUUGAAGGUAAGCAGAAAGCCUUUAUUGCAGACUUAAUGUGAUCUUCAAUUACUGCACUGUAUAUAGGAGUUGUUCUGCUGGUGACCGGUCUGUAGACAUGAAUAAAAGGAAUGAGAUCUGCAGUCAGUCCUUCUGAAAGUUUCCGUACUCAUGUGAGUAUGUCAACCCUUGAUUUGUAGAGCUGGGCAUUUGCCUUUGAGUGAGAAGGCAGCCCCUUUUACUGGCAAGGAACAGGGGAACCAAAACAGUAGAGCGGACCGACUACUACAAAGUAUCUGGAAUGUACCUGUAUUAUAUGAACACUAGGUGGUGACAAGAUAAUGGGAGGGCUUAAUACUUGCUUAUACUGGAGGGAAAAGCUUUUGCAGUGUAUUUUAGUUGAUAAAGUAACACAUUUUUGGUUAACUGAAUUGAACAGAUACAUCCACAGGUCUCUUUGUUGCUGCUUAGAAUGCUGAAGUGUGAAUACAGUAUAUACAUCAAGAUUAUAAACGUGUUCAAGUUGUGUUGAACAAGUAGACAUCAGCUGUUACAUUAGAAAACGUUUGGGGGUUUUCAUUGAGCUUGUAUCUGUACUGCUUUUCAUGUGUUUCAGGUGCUUAAGCGGGGUCUGCUUGUGUCAUAACUGUUAAUUGUGACAUGCGGUACCUUGGAGCAGCCAUAAGCUCUGGCCUUCUGAAUGAUGAAGGCUGACCACCUGCUCAUGACUCCUGACAAUAGUGCUGAACAGUCAAUUUGAGAAACCAUCAUAGUAAGAUGAGCCAGAUACCAGCACAGGAGCUAAAUGAAACAACCGUCGGGAGUCAAGAUUUGGUACCUUGUAGAAUCUGCGGAAGACAAUUUGCACAGGAUGUUCUGAUGAGACACGAGCCCAUUUGCAAGAAAGUCUUCAACAAGAAGCGCAAGCCCUUCAAUUCUUUUAAGCAGAGACUGCAGGGAACAGAUAUCGGAACUGUGAAGAGGCAGCCCCUGCUGAAGAAUCAGCCAGUGAAGAAAUCUAACUGGAGGCAGCACCAUGAGGAUUUUAUUAAUGCCAUUAAAUCAGCCAAAGAAGUGACGAAAGCUAUGCAAGAAGGCCGUCCUCUUCCACCUCCCCCCCCACCAAGCAUCAAUCCAGACUAUAUUCAGUGUCCAUUCUGCUUGAGAAGAUUCAACGAGGCUGCAGCAGAGAAGCACAUCAGGUUUUGUGAAGAGCAAGCUGCUCGCCGUGCCAUUGCUGCUAAGAUCACCAAACAGCCUGUGGGCAAGCAACCAGUGACUCAAAGGAAAAAAACAACUGUCACACCUGCGUUACCACAUGAGAAGAAGGGACAAAAGCUUGAUAAUGGAGAAAAGGCUACUCUAGAGACUCCUCCUGGAGCACAGCAGAAAAGCAGAAAACCUUCGGGUGUGUCUCCCAGAAAAAAAUCUGUUGGGGAACUUAGACAGCAGACAGAGACCCGAAGAUAGAGCAGCUGCCUGCCAGGGACACAUGAAGGUGUUUUGCGAAGCACUGUGGGCCUUAACAGUGUCAUCCUCCAGCACCUCUUCCACCCCAAGUGCUGCAGUUCAGUACGUUGUGAAGCGGUGGUAAUAACACAAUGGGUACCAUCUCCAAUUAAAACAAACAACAAAAAGAUAAUAAUAAUGGAAGUUCACUGUC
This is a messenger RNA of Coturnix japonica (Japanese quail), 1875 nucleotides long. The record is from RefSeq and is a predicted model, not a curated record. Lineage: Eukaryota; Metazoa; Chordata; Aves; Galliformes; Phasianidae.